AUGGCGGAACUUGCCCUAGGAAUCCUUGGUAUUCUGCCUUUGAUCGGCGGCGCCAUCAAGGGGUACAAGCAGGCGAAUAGGAAGUUGAAGGCUUUCCGACAAUGCUCUGAAGAGGCCCGAAAAGUGCGAACGGUGCUCAAAAUUCAGCAAAAACUCUUUUCCAACGAGUGUCGCCUCUGGCUAAGAUUCGCCAUUGAUGACGACAAGAUCGCCUCGGAAAUGGCCUCAGAUCCUGAGCAUGAAAAUUGGGGCGACGAUGGCCUGGAGUCGUCCUUGAGAACGCGUCUCGAGGACAACUAUGAAACUUGGUUUGACAUUGUCCAAGAUAUCACCGAAUUUCUUGGACGGCUCGAAAAUGUCGUGGAUACAUUUGGCAUUGAGGAAGAAAACAGGCUCACGGUAAGCGAGAGUGGCCGAGAUCGACGUUGCAGAAAACUGUUCUUACCUGCUUCAUAG
Molecule: messenger RNA, 456 nt
Organism: Colletotrichum destructivum
Lineage: Eukaryota; Fungi; Ascomycota; Sordariomycetes; Glomerellales; Glomerellaceae
Exons: 1
Coding region: 1-456 (151 amino acids)
Source: RefSeq, a predicted model, not a curated record